GGACGUGCCUCUGCUGGCCCCGCCCCUAUAUAAGGGGCGGCUUCAGCGCGGUCCUGACCGCGGUCGUCGCGUCUCCCGCAGCCGACCCGCGCUCGGGCACCAUGGCAGACCAGUCUUUUGUGACUCUAGCCACAAAUGACUCCUAUGUGAAAGGAGCACUGGUACUUGGUUCAUCCUUGCAACAGUACAGAACAACAAGGAAGCUGACUGCACUCAUAACUCCUCAGGUCUCAGAUCUUAUGAGGAGAGUGCUGGAAAAAGUCUUUGAUGAAGUCAUAUUGGUAAAUGUCUUGGAUAGUGGGGAUUCAGCACACUUGGCGUUAAUGAAAAGACCUGAGCUGGGUGUCACACUAACAAAACUUCACUGCUGGGAACUGACACAGUUUUCAAAAUGUGUUUUCAUGGAUGCAGACACAAUGGUUUUGUCAAAUAUAGAUGAGCUUUUUGAGAGAGAAGAGCUGUCUGCAGCACCAGAUCCAGGCUGGCCCGACUGUUUUAAUUCAGGAGUUUUUGUUUACCGACCUUCCAUUGAAACAUACAGUCAGCUGUUACAGUUUGCCACAGAGAAAGGCAGCUUUGAUGGUGCAGAUCAGGGGUUAUUAAACACCUUCUUCAGCAGCUGGGCAACAACAGACAUGAGCAAACAUCUACCGUUUAUAUAUAAUUUGAGCAGCACUUCUGUAUAUUCCUACCUUCCAGCAUUUAAAGCGUUUGGUGCAAAUACUAAGGUAGUGCAUUUCCUGGGAAGUACAAAGCCAUGGAACUAUACAUAUGACUCCAGAACAAAAAGCAUAAAGGGCAACAUGGAUGACCCUAAAAUAGUUCACCCAGAAUUCCUCAACAUGUGGUGGGAUACCUACAUAGCCGAUGUUUUACCAUUACUAGAACAGCACGGAAUUGUUAAAGAUAUUACUACAGGAGUAAAUAUGGCAGAAGUUACAGAGGCAGUGUCCCACGUGUCAGUAUCACCAUUAUUAUCCACUGAAUCUUCAGAAGAACGCAAGGAACGGUGGGAACAGGGCCAAGCUGACUAUAUGGGAGUGGAUUCCUUUGACAACAUCAAGAAGAAACUUGAUACCUACCUUCAGUAGAAGUGCCUGUCUCAAACAGUGGUGAUGCAAGGACUUAUUCCAGAACUAACAGCUAGAAAGGUAUAGAUGGUGGUCAGUUACACUUGCUAGUAGCUUGAGGAAAAACUUCUUGGCUGAAAGCCUCUGCAGUGCUACAGAUGAAGACUGAGCAAAAGCUAGGAAGCAGAAUCCUUGGGCCACCUAUUACUGCCCAAUUUCCAGUUCUCCUUACUAGAUAAAACCAGGUAUUUUCAGCUUAAAAUUUCUUCUGUUUUGAUCAAUUGGCUCACCAUAUUCUUUAAACUGGGUUUGUUACUUCACCUCAUUAAGGUGAUUAGCAUUGAUUCCUUUGCUUGCUGUUUUAGAUGUAAAAUCUAAUUCAUGGGAUUGCUCAUACACUGGAGUGGUAGCCAUUCUGCUUUACCAUAGAUGUAUUAAUGACACUGGAAUACAUACAGUUUUAACAGUAAUAGCACUGCUUUGCUCUUCCAGUCACAAUUGCACUGAAAUUUUGACCAGGUUCUUACGCACAGUGCCUGCAGCAUGGCAGAAUGCGUUUUUCAGUUCUGUAUACUAUGGGACUAGUAAACUGAGUUUUAUCUGUUCCUUGCAAUGUUGCACUUGAUACAAAAAUAAAAAGUUGUCGUGCAUUUGUCUUCCCUAAACUCUUGAGCAAUUAAAAAAAAGGAGCUCCAAAGCAGUCUAACUAAAAUAUUUAACAGGUAUAAAUACCUUAAGCUUUGCUGAUGCUACUCAAGCUCUCAUUAGCAAAUGUCCAGCUUUUAGUUUGUAAUUAUUUAGAAGUAUUUAGUCAUUUGCCAGGGAGCUGUUUGGGGCCAAUCCCCAUAUUAGCUUGCCAUAAACAUAGGACAGGGCACUGGAGGAAGUACCUGCUGAAGCUGUUUACAUUAGUAACUUGAAGUCUGGGAAGAAGGUGUCUUUCUUUCAAGUGGCUAAAGAAACAUCAUCCCUAAUGUAAGCCCUGUAUGCUGAACUUAGUCCCAAACACAACAGUGACACUACUUUGGCAAGGAAAGACUAUGUAGUUGCUUAAGUAACUGUAUCUACCCUGGUAAGGAAAUCUACUCUUUCCAUGUAUAAAGCCAGUAAAAGAAAGUGCUUUUUUUGCUACACUCAGGCUACGUGUACUCCAAGACACAUAGAAAAGCAGUAAAAAUAAAGCAUACUGAUGACAGA
Messenger RNA from Pseudopodoces humilis (Tibetan ground-tit), 2267 nucleotides. It is a transcript of the gene GYG1, whose product is annotated as glycogenin 1. Gene Ontology annotation, molecular function: glycosyltransferase activity. The record is from RefSeq and is a predicted model, not a curated record. Lineage: Eukaryota; Metazoa; Chordata; Aves; Passeriformes; Paridae.